Molecule: messenger RNA, 276 nt
Organism: Lachancea thermotolerans CBS 6340
Lineage: Eukaryota; Fungi; Ascomycota; Saccharomycetes; Saccharomycetales; Saccharomycetaceae
Gene: ANS1
Product: Ans1p
Exons: 1
Coding region: 1-276 (91 amino acids)
Cellular component (GO): cell wall
Molecular function (GO): structural constituent of cell wall
Source: RefSeq, a predicted model, not a curated record
AUGCAAUUCUCCACUGUCGCUUUCGCUGCCGCCUCCGUCGCCGUCGUUUCCGCCGCCUCCACCGUCCAGGCCAUCUCCCAGAUCGGUGACGGUCAGAUCCAGGCUACCACCUCCGCUCCAGCCACUGAGCCAACCACCGCUCCAACCACCACCGCUUCCUGGACCAGCUCCGGCAACGCCACCAUCCCAACUCAGACCGAGAACGGUGCUGCUGCCAUGGGCUCUGGCUUCGUCGCCAUGGCCGGUUUGGCCGCCGCCGGUGCUUUGCUGAUCUAA